CUAGUUGGUUUGGGAAACUAUACCCAUCCGAAUACCAGGCACAAUGUAGGAAUGAUGGUUUUGGAUCAGAUCGCCAACAAACUUGAUCUUACCUGGACACAAAAUCGUACCUUGAAAGCAACAAUUUCCCAAACAUCACUGGACAUUGAAAACAAGGACAAAUCUCGGACAAGAAUUGAUGUCACUUUACUUAAGCCUCGUUUACUAAUGAAUGUUAGUGGGCCGAGUGUAUCCAAAGCUGUACGUGAAUUUUCAAUCGACCACUCAAAUAUAUAUGUACUUCACGACGAUCUUCAGAGACCUCUUGGCAAAGUGUCUAUGAAAUCGGGUGGAUCAGCAAACGGGCACAAUGGCAUCAAAUCUGUUAUUCAGCAUCUCUGUUCAGAAAACUUCAAGCGAGUACGUAUUGGAAUUGGAAGACCCCCUGAUGAU
This is a messenger RNA of Phycomyces blakesleeanus NRRL 1555(-), 432 nucleotides long. RefSeq lists its product as hypothetical. The record is from RefSeq and is a predicted model, not a curated record. The transcript has 2 exons. The annotation marks the transcript as partial. Gene Ontology annotation, molecular function: peptidyl-tRNA hydrolase activity. NCBI's taxonomy places the organism in Eukaryota, Fungi, Mucoromycota, Mucoromycetes, Mucorales, Phycomycetaceae.